Lodderomyces parapsilosis is the source of this 1638-nucleotide messenger RNA. RefSeq names its product sugar porter family MFS transporter. NCBI's taxonomy places the organism in Eukaryota, Fungi, Ascomycota, Pichiomycetes, Serinales, Debaryomycetaceae. Gene Ontology annotation, cellular component: membrane. Gene Ontology annotation, molecular function: carbohydrate:proton symporter activity. Gene Ontology annotation, biological process: carbohydrate transport; transmembrane transport. The record is from RefSeq and is a predicted model, not a curated record. The transcript has a single exon. Bases 1 to 1638 code for a protein of 545 amino acids.
AUGUCGUCUAGAAUUGAACGUAUGUUUUCAGGCCCGGCCUUGAAAUUGGCCAACGUGUUGGACAAGCUCCCAAAAAUUUACAAUGUUUACUUCAUUGCCAGUAUUUCCACCAUUGCUGGGUUGAUGUUUGGUUUUGAUAUUUCAUCAAUGUCAGCAUUUAUUGGUUCAGAUCCAUACAAAAACUAUUUUAAUACCCCAGGGUCUACAAUUCAAGGGUUCAUAACAGCGUCUAUGGCGUUGGGGUCUAUCUUCGGAUCCAUUGCUUCUGCCUUCGUUUCUGAACCCUUUGGAAGAAGAUUAUCACUCAUUAUUUGUUCGUUGUUGUGGAUGAUUGGUGCAGCUGUUCAAUCUUCAUCUCAAAACAGAGCCCAGUUAAUCAUUGGUCGUAUUAUUUCUGGUUGGGGUGUUGGUUUCGGCUCAUCAGUUGCUCCUAUCUACGGUGCAGAAAUUUCUCCACGUAAAAGAAGAGGUACUGUUAACGGAUUUUUCCAAUUUGCAGUCACACUUGGUAUUAUGAUUAUGUUUUAUAUAUGUUAUGGUACAGGUCAGAUCAAUGGUGUUGCUAGUUUCAGAAUUGGCUGGGCUAUACAAAUCAUCCCAGGUUUGCUUUUGUUUUUUGGAUGUCUUAUCAUUCCUGAAUCACCACGUUGGCUAGCCAAACAAGGUAGAUGGGAACAAGCUGAAGAGAUCGUUACUAAAAUUCAAUCACAUGGUAAACAUGAUGAUCCAGAAGUUUUGAUUGAAAUUGCUGAAAUCAAAGAGCAAUUAUUGAUUGACCAAGAAGCAAAAACAGUUGGUUAUGGCACUUUGUUCAAAAAGAAGUUUCUUCGCAGAACACUCACAGCAAUCUUUGCUCAAAUUUGGCAACAAUUGACUGGUAUGAAUGUCAUGAUGUACUAUAUCGUUUACAUUUUCCAAAUGGCUGGAUACUCAGGAAAUACCAACUUGAUUGCCUCCUCCAUUCAAUACGUGUUGAAUGUCGUUUGUACUAUUCCUGCAUUGAUUUGUUUUGAUUACUUUGGUAGGAGACCGGUAUUGAUGCUUGGUGCUCUUUUCAUGAUGAUUUUUCAAUUUGGUCUUACUGGUAUUUUAGGACAAUAUGCUGUUCCUUGGCCAGAUUCAGGAACCGAAUCUGUCACAAUUAGAAUUCCAGAUAGCAACAAGCCUGCGGCUAGAGGUGCUAUUGCAUGCUGUUAUUUGUUUGUUUGUUCAUUUGCUUCUACUUGGGGUGUUGGUAUUUGGGUCUAUUGUUCAGAAAUCUGGGGUGACAACAGAAUCUCACAAAGAGGUAACUCAUUGUCGACUUGUGCUAAUUGGUGUUUCAACUUCCCAAUUGCUAUGUAUACCCCAUCUGGUUUCAAAAACAUCAAUUACAAAACGUACAUCAUCUACGGUGUCUUUUGUCUUGCCAUGGGUCUUCACGUUUUCUUUGGAUUCCCAGAAACCAAAGGUAAGAGAUUGGAAGAAGUUGGACAAAUGUGGGAAGAAAACAUUCCCGCAUGGAGAUCAGCUUCAUGGACACCAACCAUUCCAAUUGAUCCAGACUCAGAGUUGGCAAGAAAGUUGAGUGUUGAACACAAAGAGACUGGCUCUCAAUCCGAUGAAAAGGUUCAUGAUGUUGAGACUCACUCAGCUUGA